GUGUGUGUGUGUGUCAAGCCCAGAGCAGAAUAACCCUGUGAAAGCCAGUGUGGUUUCCAUCCCAGUAGAGGCUAUGCUGACCAACGUUUUUCUCUCUGGCUAUUGAUGGAGAGAGCAUGAUAAUAUCACCAUCCCAUCUCAUCACUAUCCCAUCUCAUCACCAUCCCAUCUAUGCUUGUUUUAUUAAUUUUAAAGUUAAAAAGCAUAUGAUUUGGUCAACCGCGAUGCUCUCUGGCACAUCCUUCACUAUUCAUAUCAAUUGCCUUCCAUGUUGCUGGCCAUUCCUGCCCUACACGAGAAUUCCAGUGCUGCAGUAAAGGCUUAUGGGAAGGUAUCCGACAAGUUCCCUGUCACCAAUGGUGUCCAGCAAGGCUGUGUGUUGGCACCUGCCUUAUUUAAUCUCUACUUUGACGUUGCCACUCACAUGGCUGUGGAUGAGCACAGAUCACGAGGAAUGGGCAUCAAAGUAGCCUACCUUCAUGAUGCUGAUCUUGUCGGGAACAAGAAGACUUUGAGGUUUGAAUCUUUGGUGACUGAUCUGGAGUAUGCCGACGAUAUGGCUCUUCUCUCUGACAAUUGGCUUGACCUCACCAUAAUGCUGGAUUCCCUAUCAAACUGCUGUAAGAAACUGGGUCUUGCUAUUAGGUGCAAAAAGAUGAAACCUUAGUAGUUCUACUAUCUGAGUGCUCACACAUUCAAACUCCUGUAACAAUCCACCUUGUGCCAGUAGACGAGCCUAUUGAAACAGUCUCUCAUUU
Messenger RNA from Corticium candelabrum, 758 nucleotides. RefSeq lists its product as uncharacterized. NCBI's taxonomy places the organism in Eukaryota, Metazoa, Porifera, Homoscleromorpha, Homosclerophorida, Plakinidae. The record is from RefSeq and is a predicted model, not a curated record. The transcript has a single exon. The coding region runs from base 269 to 667 and encodes 132 amino acids.